GAUCCUAUGUGUGACAAAUCUCGUAUUCAAGAACAGAAGGGAUACGAUAUGACGAAGAACCAGGGAUGGUGCAAAUGGAUCUUCAGCAACAAUACUUUCAACACUUGGCGUCAUGACAAAGAUAGUAAGCUUCUCUGGAUUCACGGGAACGCUGGCUUUGGAAAAACGAUGUUGCUAGCUGGUAUCAUCGAUGAGCUCGAUACACGAGACGAGGGCGCCCCUAAGGCUUCCACUGUAAGCUAUUACUUCUGCGAGGCUCCUACCAAUACGUUCAAAAUUCAGGACGCGACGGCUGUGUUUCGAGGACUGAUA
Messenger RNA from Lindgomyces ingoldianus, 312 nucleotides. RefSeq lists its product as uncharacterized. The annotation marks the transcript as partial. NCBI's taxonomy places the organism in Eukaryota, Fungi, Ascomycota, Dothideomycetes, Pleosporales, Lindgomycetaceae. The record is from RefSeq and is a predicted model, not a curated record. The transcript has a single exon.